Messenger RNA from Toxorhynchites rutilus septentrionalis, 950 nucleotides. RefSeq names its product chymotrypsin-2-like. The coding region runs from base 116 to 898 and encodes 260 amino acids. The record is from RefSeq and is a predicted model, not a curated record. Gene Ontology annotation, biological process: proteolysis. The transcript has 4 exons. Gene Ontology annotation, molecular function: serine-type endopeptidase activity. NCBI's taxonomy places the organism in Eukaryota, Metazoa, Arthropoda, Insecta, Diptera, Culicidae.
UGAGCUACUUCUUGCUCGUGUCAUUCGACUUUCAGUUUUGCUACAGGAAACACUAUCGGAGAAGUGUUGAAAAACUUGCAGUUUUCUGUGAUCUUAAACUGGAAAGCUGUUAGCAAUGAGUUCCAUCUGGCUGGCUGUUCUCGGUGCGUUAGUUUGUACUGCAACUCGAAGUUAUGGGGCAUCAUUGAACAAUCCAAAAGAAGAUAACAGGCCUAUUAAAAUUGUGGGCGGAGAGGAAGCGAAGGAUGGCGCCGCACCGUUUCAGAUUUCACUGCAAACCACCAAUGGUCAUAACUGCGGUGGCGCUAUAAUUGCUGACAAAUGGGUCCUAACCGCUGCUCAUUGCAUAGUUGGACGUAAUCCAUCAGAACUCAAAGUACUCGUUGGCACAAAUGAUCUAAAAAAAGGUGGCGAAAAACUUGACGUAGAUUUUCUCCUUACUCAUAGCAGGUACAACAAACCUUCGUACCACAACGAUAUUGGACUCGUACGCUUGGCAUCCAAUUUGACGUUCGGAGAUCGAAUUAAACCAAUUGAGUAUUCGGAAAAAUAUGUUCCAGAUAAUGCAACUAUAACAUUGACCGGUUGGGGAAGACUCUCCGCUGGCGGAACAGCUCCCAGUAAACUACAGACCAUAAAUCUUCUCAACGUAGAUCACGAACGCUGCAAAGAGCUUCAUGGUAAUGAUCCCAGUGUUGAUAUUGGACAUCUCUGUACGUUCACGAAGGCUGGUGAAGGCGCUUGCAAUGGUGACUCAGGUGGUCCGUUGACUCACGAAGGAAAAUUGGUGGCUUUGGUUAAUUGGGGUAUUCCAUGCGGACGUGGUUACCCGGAUGCACAUGCUAGAAUUUCCUACUACCAUGACUGGAUCCGAACAAAUGUAGCAAAUAAUAGCUAAUGAUUGCAGAACGAGCGUAAAGUGCAAUGAAAUAAAUUCUAUGUUCCUUGAA